UAUCACUUAGUGUUCGAUAUUUGUUCAGUUUGUUGCCACGAUUCACUGAGAUUCAGUCCUUUUGUCGUUCUGAUUUGUAAGAGACAGAAAAAUAUUUGCUCAAAGAAGUACAAGAAAUUACUUAUUAAAGAGAAUUAUAUAAAUGAAUAUGGGAAGUACUGCAGCAGUGGGAGGUGAUAAGAAGUUUACAUGUAAAAAUGUAAGAGAGUAUGUAAAAGAGCAAAGGGGUAGGCUAUUCAUAAUUCGAAGAUGUAUUGUUAUGCUUCUCUGUUGGCAUGACUAGAAGCAAGUUCAUUUUGAUUUUGUAUAUAUCAACAGCCAAUUGGGAAAUUUUGUUACUUCUCAAAGGCUAUAUAUAUAGUACUUGGGAAAUUUUACUACUUCUCAAAGGGUGUAUAUAUAGCACUCCAUGUUAAUUAGAGACUGCUUAUGUCGUGAGUUUUCUCAUCUUAUAACUUGGUGAGGCCUUUGCUUCUCCUUUAAUUUUUUCCUUUCUUCUACCUUCUCACAUAUAUAGUUAAUACUAGGAGAGUAAAGAUGAUACAACUAAACUGUACAGAUUUGGGUGCAAGUGUUAAGCAGUCACUUCCUAUUUUGAGAAAAAAUCCGAGCAGAUAAGCAAGACAAAGCCAGUCAAUAUGAAAAAGAAGCUCUUCAUGGCCACAGACCUGAAUGGUUGGAGUGCGUAGGAUCACACCUGCACGAGCUUUGAAAGAAAGAGAGAUCGAGUUACUAAUGCUGAGAAUUAGAUCCAAGAGUCAUAGAGACUACGAAAGUUCUUCCCACGGGGCAACCUGACCUUAAUUUGCGGUCAGGAUAUUAUCAAGUGCGUAUUGGUAAGGGUAAACAUAUUUCUCGGAAAGAUUAAAGAAAGAGCAAUCAAUUGUUUAAAAUGUCAAUACUUUAUUUAAAUUUGUAAUCUGACUGUGAAAAAGCUGACCAAGGUCCGCUCAAGGUUAUUUUCUUCUUGAUCCACUCAAUAUCAGCUCCUAUUUUUUUUUGCUAAUAGGGUAAGAUUAUUCGAGGCAUCCGAUUCAAUUCCUCAUCCACUCUCUCUUUCACAGCUUAGGA
Molecule: messenger RNA, 1071 nt
Organism: Lycium ferocissimum
Lineage: Eukaryota; Viridiplantae; Streptophyta; Magnoliopsida; Solanales; Solanaceae
Product: small polypeptide DEVIL 3-like
Exons: 1
Coding region: 143-283 (46 amino acids)
Biological process (GO): negative regulation of cell population proliferation
Source: RefSeq, a predicted model, not a curated record